Gracilinanus agilis (Agile Gracile Mouse Opossum) is the source of this 551-nucleotide messenger RNA. RefSeq names its product platelet glycoprotein VI-like. The transcript has 4 exons. The annotation marks the transcript as partial. The record is from RefSeq and is a predicted model, not a curated record. NCBI's taxonomy places the organism in Eukaryota, Metazoa, Chordata, Mammalia, Didelphimorphia, Didelphidae.
GGAACUAUCGGUGCCUCUAUUCAUACUAUUCAUACAUACAUGGAAAUUCAUUCUAUGGGUGGUCAGAGCCCAGUGACCUCCUGGAGCUGGUGGUGACAGGCCUCUAUGCCCCGCCCUCCCUGGCAGCCCUGCCCAGGUCUGAGGUGGCCUCAGGACAGGACAUGACACUGCAGUGUCGGUCAAACUGGUGGUAUGACAGGUGUGUCCUGUACAAAGAUGGAGAAGAGAUCACCCACAGCUGGACUUGGAGCCUUGAAAGGGGGCAUCAGGCUGACUUCUUCUUCCCUGCUGUGAAUCAGACCCAUGAUGGCACUUACCGAUGUUACCGCUUUCAUAGUUCUUCCCCCCAUCUGUGGUCCUCACCCAGUGCCCCCCUGGUGCUCAGGGUCUCAGGGACCUUCUCUCCAAGCCCUGAAUCUGAGAACAGACUCUCAGAUGCUGCUGCCCAGGAUUACACUGUAGGCAAUCUGAUUCGCCUCAUCUUGACUAGUCUUGUCCUCGUCCUCAUGGGGGUCCUGCUGACUGAACACUGGAACACCUCCAGGGAGUAA